CGCUGCUGCAGGGGGCAUCUGCCACAGUCUCUGCAGUCGCGGAUCGCGCGCAGCCGACAUGCCGCCCCUGAAAGUCUGCAUCAUCGGAUCCGGGAACUGGGGAUCUGCCAUUGCAAAAAUCGUAGGCCAAAAUGCCCAUAAAUCCAACAGAUUUGAUCCGUCUGUAAAGAUAUGGGUAUUUGAAGAGUUAAUCAAUGGGCGGAAACUCACAGAGAUAAUUAACCAAGAUCAUGAAAAUGUGAAGUACCUCCCAGGGCAUAAGCUACCUCCAAAUGUGGUUGCUGUACCAGAUGUAGCAGCAGCAGCAGAUGGGGCGGAUAUUCUCAUAUUUGUUAUACCUCAUCAGUUCAUACCUAAAACCUGUGAACAGCUUAUUGGCCAUGUUAAAGCAGGAGCCAUUGGAAUUUCACUAAUCAAGGGUAUAGAUGAAGGCCCAGAAGGACUGAAACUCAUAUCGGACAUCAUUCGAGAGAAACUGAAUAUAGAAGUCAGCGUGCUCAUGGGAGCCAACAUCGCUAACGAAGUGGCAAAUGAAAUGUUCUGUGAAACUACUAUUGGUUGUAAAAAUGCUAGCAAUGGGAAGAUCUUUAAAGAAUUGUUGCAAACUCCAAAUUUCAGAAUUACUGUGGUGGAUGACUGUGACACCGUGGAGCUCUGUGGAGCCUUAAAAAACAUCGUGGCAGUUGGGGCUGGCUUUUGUGAUGGUCUGGGGUUCGGUGAUAAUACCAAGGCCGCUGUGAUUCGCCUGGGCCUGAUGGAAAUGGUUUCUUUUGCAAAACUCUUCUGCAAGAGCAAUGUAAGCAUCAGUAUAUUUCUGGAAAGUUGUGGUGUUGCUGAUCUGAUCACCACAUGCUAUGGCGGACGUAACAGGAAGGUGGCCGAAGCUUUUGCACAUGGCGGAAAGACAAUUGAACAGCUGGAAAAAGAAAUGUUGAAUGGACAAAAGCUACAAGGACCUCAAACAUCAGCUGAAGUCUACAAAAUCCUGAAGCAGAAGAAAAUGGUUGACAAGUUUCCAUUAUUUGUGAAUGUCUACCUGAUCUGCUAUGAAGGAAAGUCUGUCAAAGAGUUCAUCACUUGCCUGCAGAAUCAUCCAGAACAUAUGUAAGAUGGUUGUAGCUUACCAAUUAGGUAUCCCUCUGCUCAAGGAUUCUGUCAACAUCAUUACAAGGAAUAAAAAACAAG
Elgaria multicarinata webbii is the source of this 1185-nucleotide messenger RNA. RefSeq names its product glycerol-3-phosphate dehydrogenase [NAD(+)], cytoplasmic-like. NCBI's taxonomy places the organism in Eukaryota, Metazoa, Chordata, Lepidosauria, Squamata, Anguidae. The record is from RefSeq and is a predicted model, not a curated record. Gene Ontology annotation, cellular component: glycerol-3-phosphate dehydrogenase (FAD) complex; cytosol. The transcript is spliced from 8 exons. Gene Ontology annotation, biological process: carbohydrate metabolic process; glycerol-3-phosphate catabolic process. Gene Ontology annotation, molecular function: protein homodimerization activity; NAD binding; glycerol-3-phosphate dehydrogenase [NAD(P)+] activity. Bases 59 to 1108 code for a protein of 349 amino acids.